Messenger RNA from Oryzias melastigma (Indian medaka), 5511 nucleotides. It is a transcript of the gene sema4gb, whose product is annotated as sema domain, immunoglobulin domain (Ig), transmembrane domain (TM) and short cytoplasmic domain, (semaphorin) 4Gb. Bases 1061 to 3808 code for a protein of 915 amino acids. Gene Ontology annotation, molecular function: semaphorin receptor binding; chemorepellent activity. Lineage: Eukaryota; Metazoa; Chordata; Actinopteri; Beloniformes; Adrianichthyidae. The transcript has 13 exons. Gene Ontology annotation, biological process: negative regulation of axon extension involved in axon guidance; negative chemotaxis; neural crest cell migration. The record is from RefSeq and is a predicted model, not a curated record.
GUUGCCAGUCUGUCCACUUCAUUUAUUCUCUAAAUAAAAUGGAAUCAAUACACAAAUUCACUUCACUUAAGAUUUACUAUAAGCACAUUUUUUGGAAUUUUAUAAAUAACUAUACCUGAAAUUGACAUUUUUAGAGAUUUUUUUGGUGAUUUUAUGCUUUCUGGUUGAAAAAGAUUAAUCAAUCAGGAUGGAUUUUUUUUGUUACGACACAACAGGACACAUAUCCCCUUUCCAGCAUCUCCACAGAAUUAGAGAAUCACUGCACCAAACACAAACAGAGGGCAGCUUCCAUUCUUCUCGCUCAGAGGCCACUGGUUUCACUUUGUACUUUGUGUAACGAGCACUAAGAAGCCGCAGCGGAGAAGACUGAGCUGGGAAAUCGCCAGUGUCAUCGAGCAGCAAGGCAUGAUUCACAGCCUUGACCCUUUGAUCAGCUACCGAGCCAGAGAACAGGCAGCCAGGAGGAGACUGCUGAUGGCACACGGCCUAAUCUUUAGAUUAUCCAUCAUGCUGCUCCACUGUGCCCACAGCUAAUUAAGAGAGGAAGUUGUGUUUUCCAGAACCACAUUUAAGUCAUCCAGUGUUUCUUUGGAUAAACUAUAGGCAUCAUUUUUUUGGUCAUUUUUUAAACCACUUUUUCGUACCAUUUAGCCACUUUUUUAUUUAAUUUUAUCUUGACAAGAAAUAAAUUCUAUAUGAACAUUUUUAUGUUGAAACUGAAUUCUUCGUAUAUAUUAAAAAUUAAAACUUUAAAGAGCAACUUGAUGUGUGGGUUGCUUUAUUUUGUUAAAAUUUUAUAGCACUUUCUGUGUUUGAAUAGUGCUGGUGUUUUGUUUUCAUCAGGGAAAGUGCUUAAAAUGUCUUUUAUUGUACUUUAUGAAACAAUUUAAGUGUAAUCAUAAACAGCAAAAACUGUAAAUUUGUUUGCUGGAUUGAAAAAACUUUUGUAAUUCAUUUAUUUUCCUUCACAGCCAGAGGAUAUUUCAAGUGUGGGACUGCGACCGGGACAGAAGAGGGAUCAAAACAUAUUUUUGUGUUUUAUGCUGGGAUCUCAACUUAUAUGUCAAACAUGAGAAACCGGAGAAUAUUUCAGCCCUUAGUGGCCGCUCCGCUCCUCCUGAUGCUCGUCAGCAGCUUGUCACACAUGUGGGCCUUUCCUUUUAGCCCAUCGCUGGACUUGGAUGUCACUCCCAGGACCACAGUCUUCUUCAAAGGGAUGCUGGGCAGCUCUUGUUUUAACGGCACUUCGCAGAACUACAGCACCCUGCUGCUGGAGGAGGAGGCUGGUCUGCUGUACGUGGGAGGCCGAGGUGCCCUGUAUGCUCUCAACGCCUCCAACAUCUCCACCUCUGCAAACCUCGCAAUUGAUUGGGAUGCUUCCCCUGAACAGAAGAAGCAGUGUCUAAAUAAAGGCAGAGACAACAAGACUCAGUGUUUCAACCACAUCCGCUUUCUGCAGCGGUUCAAUGAAACUCACCUCUACGUCUGUGGAACAAACGCAUUCAGACCGCUCUGUGCUUAUAUAGAUGCAGAGAGGUUUACCUUCUCCUCUGCAGUGGAAGAGGGCAGGGACAGAUGUCCGUACGAUCCAGCAAAGGGAUUCACUGGUCUUCUCAUAGAUGGUGAGAUGUUCACGGCUUCUCAGUAUGAGUUUCGGAGUUCGCCGGACAUCCGGAGAAACUUCCCCUUCCCCACUCUUCGGACAGAGGAAGCCCCCACCAGAUGGCUUUUGGAGGCGGAUUUCGUGGGCUCCGUGCUACUGAAGGAGAGCGUCAACAGCUCCAUCGGCGAUGAUGACAAGAUUUACUUCUUCUUCACUGAAGGAAGCCAGGAGCAGAUUGCCUACCCGAGUCAAACCAAGGUUUCCAGGGUCGCUCGGGUCUGCAAGACUGACUGGGGAGGCCAGAGGACUUUGCAGAGGAAGUGGACCACCUUUCUCAAGGCUCGGAUAGUGUGUUCAGUCCCAGAAUACGAGCUGCACGUCAACAUCCUGCGGGACGUCUUUGUCCUGAACGGCCGAGAUGCUCAAAGCAGCAUCUUUUAUGGCAUUUUCGGACUGGAAUGGAAAAAUAUCAAAGCCUCUGCUGUCUGCCAGUACGCCUUCUCAGAUGUACAUAAGGUCUUUGAAGGGCCGUACAUGGAGGUGCAGGACGCAAAGUGGCGGGAGUACACAGGAAAGGUUCCAGAGCCAAGACCUGGAUCUUGUAUCACAGAUCUGCACAGAUCCAGGGGCAUCAACUCGUCUCGAGAUCUCCCCGACAAUGUCCUCACUUUCGCCAGAAGGCACCCGCUUAUGGCAAACCAGGUGCAUCCGAUCGGCAUGCGGCCACUUAUGUUCAAAAGGAACGUCAACUACGUGAAGAUUGUCGUGCACAAGGAGCCGGCACUAGACGGAAAGAUUUAUACCAUUUUGUUUUUGGGAACUGGUGAGAUUUGGUCACAAUUUUCCAUGAAAAAAUCCCAGCAUGCCACAUGCUUGCAGGUGAGUCAAUGUUUUUUUUUUUUUGCAGAUAAUGGAUGGUUGCACAGAGCGGUUGACAUAGAUGGAGAAAUGCACAUCAUAGAAGAGUUGCAGUUGUUCAAUACACCUCAACCAAUAGAAAGCAUGGUCAUUUCUUCAGUUCAGAGGAGCAUCUACGUCGGCUCCCACUCUGGGGUUGUUCAGGUACCGAUGUCCGCCUGUCGGAGGUACACGUCCUGCUAUGACUGUGUGUUUGCCAAGGACCCCUUCUGCGGCUGGGAUGGAAGAGUGUGCGUGGAAAUAUCCUCCCGGUUGCAGAGGUCAAAUCUAACCCAGGAUAUUACAAGAGGAAUCAGAGGCUGUAAGGAGAAUUCAGGAAAUGUGGUCCAUCGGAGGCGUGCCGUUAUGUCCGGGGACGACGUCCUCCUCCAGUGCGAGCUGCGCUCCAACCUGGCAACUCCCCACUGGACUCUAAACGGGAAGGAGCUCCUCGGAUACGGACUGAAUUCGGGCUACCGCAUCGGCACCGACGGCCUCCUCAUAAUUGGCGCUCGGACCCAGCAGAGCGGCUCCUAUCGCUGCUUUGCUGUGGAGAACUCCGUCUCCGUCUUGGUUUAUCUUUACACAGUCAAGGUUCACACCGAUCCAUUCUUCCCUGUGGAGCCCACAGAAACAACCAUCCCCACCACAAUCUCCAGCUCAUCUGUGUUCUCCACCAGCAGCCCCACUGAGCAGCCUUUGCCGUCACCUCCUGCCCCCCUGCAUCCAGAAGUUGAAUUCCAAACCUUCAGACACAUGGAGGCUGUGUACAUCUCGCUGGUGGCGGUUCUCGGCGGUCUUUGCUUGGUGUUGACGGUGGUGCUGCUUUAUGUGAGCUUCUGCACCAGAAGGGGCCACCGUCGGAAGUUUCCCCAACAAGGCCUGCACGUCCUUGGAUCCUCCGACAGAAAGAGGAGCUCUCACCUGGAACUCCAAACCAUCUCCAGCUUCUACAACGGCCGGCAGGGCCGUCGGUCCAUCUCUGUUCCAACUUUCGGAGAUUUCAACGACAGCUUCCUUCAGAUCAUUCCAGGAGAGGACGACAUGUCUCCAGGUAAAUCACCUCCGCCUGCUCCCCCUCUUCCCAUGCCUCCUCCUCUUCCAAAUAUGGACUACGCCAACGGACUUUCUUCCACUUUGCCCACCGUGUUGAGAAAAAUCAACGGGAACAGCUAUGUGCUGCUGAGCCAGGCCGACCCUGAUGGGAUGUCGCCGCUCUACCACUCCUUCACAGAGGAGCUCAACAGGAUUCUGGAGAAGAGGAAACACACGCAGCUGGAGCUGCAACCAGAUGAAAGCUCUAUCUAGGACAUAUAUCCCCGUUCUUUAUUUGUGUAUCCUGUAGCUGCAGGACGAACUGCCCAAAAAUCUGCAGCUCUUGCUCUAAAAAACUUUACUUAUCUCAUGACUCAAAGCGGCACAUUAUGCGACCUUGAGAUCACUACUGGAUGUGAAAACUUUUUUUUUUGCCAUAAACUGCACAAACAGGAGCUUCAUGGGUGUUAAAAAGGGGGUCAAACUGCACAUUGAGCCAUCUUAUAACCAUGAAUUGUUUCAAGAAUAUUGAACUUUUCAGGACUUUUUUAAUAACAGUCCUCCUUAAAAGUACUUGUGCACCUUCGUUUUCAGCCGUAGUAGUCUCUAACCUGGAAGCUCAAAUGCUUUUAAUUGUGUUGGACACAGCCAUGGGUGAGCAUUUCUAAAGUGUAAAGAAGUUGGUAUUUGUCAGGCUUACCUGGAAGAAAUGUUAAACUUUGAGAGUUUCAAGUCCAGCAUGACUCAUCAGUCCACUCAAGCUGCUUAUGUGAAUCAGAGGAACUGCUGAAAGACUGACAUCAAAGGUAUUGUGCCUGAGAAGGAAGAUGAAUCAUCCAAUCCAUCAUGUCUUUUCUUAUGUAUAAAAAAGAAAGAUUUUUAUCCAGACGUUUAAAAAUCCUUUGAUUUUGCCCCAAAAUAAUGCAAUUUUUUUAAAUGUAUUUAUUAUUGGGAACCGAAUAGUGUUUUUAUUUCUCCAGUUGUAAAAUUAUUUGGGUUAAACAAUGCUUUGAGAUAUUUAUUUAUUCGUUUUUUAUAUUUAAUAUUAUUUUUUUAAUAAAGGACCAAAUAUUGAACUGAAGUCAGUGGGAAACUCAUAUUAAAACAUCACCAGUGACAAAUUUCUAGAUUAUUAUGAUAUAAAGAUUUAGCAGUUUAUUUAAAAUGAUAACAUUUUAUUUUAUAUGGCAUUUCUUUUGGACUAGAUGUUAGAAAGGUGUGUGGUUUUCUGACUCCUAAGAUUCAAGUUGCUCCAGUAUUUAUACUUUAAAAUUAUUCUAAAAAAUAGGUUUAAAAUCCAAAUAAACUUAAAAUAUAUAUAUAUAUAAAAAGCUAAAUUGCUUUGCAAUAAACUGAUUUUGAAAUCUAGAAAAUUCAUGACAUGUUCUGGAGGUGAAACACAACAAAAGAAAAUAUUUUUUUUGCUACUUUUCCUUUCCCAAAAAACUUUGCAGGCUUGUUAAAUUUGUUAUGAACAUACGUUAGUGAAAAACCAACCUCAGAAUUUUACUUAUUUUAACGUUUGUGAAUGUUUUUUGUGACUUUUGCUCAUUCUCUUUUUAGUAGGGAGCCAUAAUGGUAAAAACAUGAUACUUUUUUAGAGUUUCAGCUUCAGUGCAUGACAGAUGUAUUUCAGUGCAUUUAUUUAAGCCGCGCUAUUGUCAGUUUCCUUAUGUAAAUAGCAAUAAUUAUUGCGUUACUUUGGCAGCUGUUAGUAGCAAUGCUUUGUACCAAUGCCAACAGGAACACCUGCAAAUAUUAUUUUCCUUUUUUCUAUUUUUUCUGAUUUUAGUAUCUAUGGAAAAUAGAAAACUACUGUUACUUAUCAGCUAAAGUGACUGAAACUAUAGUUGAUGUUAAAGACAAUGGAAAAUAGCAGUAUUCGCUCAAAAAGAGUGGAUGAGGCGAUGUAAAGAAAAUGAUAAAUUAUGCUGUUUAUAUUUAUAUAAAUAAAUGAAAUAUUUGACAGUUUUAAA